Durusdinium trenchii is the source of this 3243-nucleotide messenger RNA. The record is from the annotation of a GenBank genome assembly. NCBI's taxonomy places the organism in Eukaryota, Dinophyceae, Suessiales, Symbiodiniaceae.
AUGGCACCUUAUUGGUACGAGACCUUUGGCCCUGCAGCUGGUCAGGCCCUUGCCUUUGAGACCUUCAACUUGUACCACGCCAAUAACUGGAUCAUUCUGCCUUCCACUCAGGGUAGGGGAGGACGAGGUUGCAGCUACGUGGAACUGGUCUCCCGUGAGGCAGAAGCCCAGCGACCGCAAUGGUUUGUGUCUCAUGCAUGGAAGGAACCCAUUGUGAACUUUGUCGCCUGCCUCCGGAAGCAUUUGACGGUCCGUGAUCUUGGGAGAGAGAGUCCCUACUGGGUCUGUGCCUAUGCCAACAACCAACACCGGGUGGACGAGGAGAUCCCAGAGGAUCCCCGCGAGAGCGCCUUCUUUCGGGCCAUGAAGGUCUCGGACGGAGUGCUCUUGAUCUUGGACACGCAUCAUGGCUUUUCUGCAGUCGAAGAACGGGACUCCUCUGGGGCCUUGUUGUUGGAUCUGGCCACCGCGUCCGCGGAUGCGAAGGACGCCAGCCUUGUGACGGACGGGCUGGCCGGAGUGGAGACCCAGAUGAUGCCCCUGCUCGGGAUGCUGGCGAAGAGUCAGCGAGAAGCCAGCUUCCCAGCUGAGAUCAUGCAACGGGGCUUGGAGGUACUACAAGUCCAUGCACCUUACAACUACUGCAUGACAAGGACGGAGAUGGACAAUCUGCGAGUGAUCCACCUGCGCUACAAUGCCAUCGACAAAUUCAACAAGUACAACUGGGAGAACGGCUGGAUUUGGCUUCGCGGCCAUACAAUUCACGUGAGGACAAUGCUGACCAUUCCGGAAGAUUCUCCGCACCAUACAAUCUUCGGAAUGGCGCUGGCACACCUCGGACAAUUUGGCCAGUCACAAUUGCCGCCAGAAGUACAAUUGGCUUUGGGAGUCUACAAGGUGGACAUCAAGCAAGCGCAAGCGGCCGUGGCAGAAGAUAAGAACCGCAUCCUGAACAGCAUCAUUUCACGUCACCCAGAUGCCGUCAGUCGGGUGACUGGAAAGGACUUAGCACUCCAGCCCCCGCCAAGCCAUGAAAGCUACGACUUGGUGAAUCGCGCCUUGGCCUCGCACUUCUCGUUGUCAAGCUGGUUCAGCUUCAUGAUGAAGGGACACAACUGCCAGAAUCUCAUGGAAGCCAUCUCAGCGGACCAGGGCCGGCAGAUGGUGCAGUUGUCCAUGACGGGAUGCUUUAGUUUCAAGGACAGCGAUUUGCAAUCACUUGUGCAGUGCUUGCCAGAGAAGCUGCGUGUGCUUCGUUUGGACUUGGCCUUCACAGGUUUGGACUCGCCCUUUGACGGGUCAUUGGAGUUUCCGAGUUCCUUGGAGCAGCUGGUGUUGCGCUUCGCGGGUUCUUUGCAAAGCGUUGAGGGUUUGCCAGCCAUGCUUUUUCCUUUGAAACUGAGCCGCUUGGAACUCUGGCUCUGCAACUUGCCAGCUUUAAGCACCAUUGGAGAGUUGGUACUGCAGCUGAAUGGCUGUCCGCAGCUAUCUUUGGCCAUCAAAGAAGACCUGCACCGAUCUCUGCAAGUUUUGCUCCUGUGGGCACGAGUGAAGCGGCACGUUCACAUUGAGGACGGGGUGGUGGGGAACGACCGUCGAUCCAUCGAAAACCCCCAGGUUUCCACCAUGGGGUUUCCAAGUGGGGUGCUCCAGGACGUGUCCAGUGCCUGGUCAUGUCUUCGAAGAAGGGCUGAUGCCGUGCCAGAGCGGACCCUGACCGUCGAGGACCCCAGCCAGAGCUUUUGCAGCGACGCGGAGAUUGAGAUGAUGUACCCAGUGCUGUGUAUGAUGAUUGCAGAUUCAAUGGGUCUCUCUUUUGGGCUGACCUUUUCAACCACGCUGCUGGUGGUUUUGGCCAGCAUGGCCUACACUUCCGGGCGCUUUGAUUCCAUGCGAGGCGCUAUGCAGAAGUUGUGCUUGGCGAUGGAAGCGAGUUAUUUCCAGGUCUUGCAUACGACGGGAUUGUCCCAACUCUUCGAGGAGGUGGGAGUGCUGGAGACCUUGAAGAGCAAUUUCAUGGAGGCCCGGCGAUGUCGAGGUCUCUUUCAGAAAGUGAUCUGCGAUCCUUUGUCGGUGGAGGGUGUGGUGAAGGCCAAGUUGAAACUGCCCACGGAAAUUGGAACUUUCCCAGGUGCAGAGUGCUCGGUGGACCUUCUCUACUGUGAGGUUAUUUGCCAAAACAUGAGCAGUCUUCGACGCUCUUGGUGUAUCUUAAAGGACCUCGUGGCCUCCAACAACCUGGGCCAGGUUGACCGGAACGGGGACGAAGUCGACGUGGACCUCGACGUGGACCUCGACGACCUCGGCGUGUCGACGACCGCGACGUGUCCCUUGAAGAUCAUGGCGGUUCGUGACGACUUCGUGGCCUUCAGAGGCCGACCGUGUGGCCGCGUGGUGGUGUCCAUCGAUGGCUACCUGGCCACGGUGAUGUUCUUGGAAGCAAAACUCAGUAGGCUUGAUGCGGAACUGGGAGAUGUUUGCCAUUUGGCAGAGAAGGUCGGCUUACUGGAUGAUGUGAAGCCACAAAACUGGGGGGCCGUGAAAGUCCGAGAACCUUUGCAGGGAGCCUCAGCAGAGAAUUUUAGCAUGAAGUUCCUUAGCUGGACAGCCCAAGGUUUGCCAUUCUUGGUGCUUUUGCUGGCCUUUAUCCGUGAUAUCUUCUUCCCGCAGCAAGAACAUGAUCUUUGCUCUACCAUGGUGGUCUAUGAGAAGUGGACGAAACGACUUUUCCCCUGGUAUUCGAUCUCGGUCUUCUGCCUGCUGCUGGCCUUCGUUUGGAGCCUUGAGGUGUAUCCGAUGUGGAGACCCAGCGGCGGGCCCGACCAAUGCCUGCCCUGUAGGCUCUGCGUCUACGGUACCGUCGCCAUUACCACCUACGUUGAUCCAAGCGUCGAACCAACUGAUUGGCGACACUCUUUGGCGUUGCGUGCCCGCACCGAGAGGCCGGAUCCAGUCUUGCUCCCAGACAGAGUUCUUGCCUACGAGAGGUCGCAAGGCCGGGCGGGCGAUAUCUUUGAAGAGUUGAGAUCGUAUCGGAACUUCAACGGAUUGUUGCCGGGAAGUGGAGUUGAGCGCAAGUUCAUUCUUUUCCUCGAAUACCAUCAAGUCAUUGAAGAGGACCUGAUUCAAGCAUUGUUCGUGACUCGUGAGAGGGAAGGUGUGACAGGCCCAAGAGCAGAGCAAUCCGAGAACCCAUACUGCACACAUCAAGCUGAGGAGGAAGCCAACGGCCGAAAGAGCUAG